Messenger RNA from Orbicella faveolata, 3764 nucleotides. RefSeq names its product E3 ubiquitin-protein ligase TRIM45-like. The record is from RefSeq and is a predicted model, not a curated record. Gene Ontology annotation, molecular function: zinc ion binding. Lineage: Eukaryota; Metazoa; Cnidaria; Anthozoa; Scleractinia; Merulinidae.
AAAAAAUUUUUUAAACAAAACAACUAAUCCCGGAUAAUCCUGUUAACGGACUCAGCGUGGCACUUCGUUUACGGUUUUUCCAAUUAACCGGCCGCCAGCCGCAAACUACAACAAAAUCCCGACUAGCUACAAGGCAAGAGGUGGAUUUUGUUCGCUAUCAUUAAGGUAGACUUUUAAAACGCCAAAGACAACUUCCACCGGUUGUUGUGAGAAGAUCUCGUCACAAGUUGAAGGUAAAGCAUGUUUGAUGCUGUGCUUAUUUGUAUAAACCUCAUCCUGAUCGAAUUCCAAGAACUUUCUAUAUGAUAACUCCCAGUCAGUCAAAUACUUUUAAAAUUUAAUUAACCCGGGUUACAUUUUUACCAUAUGAGUGAAAGAUGCCUCAUCAAAUCUUGCGACAAAAAUUUCCCGGGAUUGGACAAACAUAAGGCUACUAGGCAUUAAGAAGCUGUUUAUAUUGCGAGUCAAACUGCAAUACGACUUCUCCAUAUUUUUCCAGAUGUGUAUGUAGCAGGCGGUUAUAACUUGGGCCUAGUGGUGUUUGAGGGUUUACCCGCGGUCGCAAAAAGCUACACCGUGAUAAAACAUUGUUUCUUGGCCUAGGACAGCAUACCACACUUGAUAAUUGAAUUAAAAAUAAUAUUUUUUAAAUUAAGACUUUGAAUUUUAAUAAUUUUUUCUCAAUUGACCCGUAUUUAGUUCACAACGAAAAGCAUAUUUACAAAUCAUGAAUUUUAAGGCAAGCUGUACAUACUGGGGGCACAUAAACAGAACAGAACGUUUUACGCCCGAGAUUUCACAUUUCGUUACCCAAUCACGCGUGCACGUGCCAAAGAAAAAUUUAUUUUUAAAAAUACUGUUCCUUGUCUUCAGAUGAUAAGUAGAAACCUAACAAAGAACUGGUGUUAUUAAAUAGUAAUACAGAGCUGGAUGAAGUGGAUUAGAGUCAGCCAGACGACAUGGUCUGGUAGCUGACUAGUAAGCUUUUAUCAUGGAAAUAUUGGUUCACAAUAUAAACACAAUUUUAAGAACUUUCCUUGGGGCUCGUUUUAAACAUGAAAUGUCGAAAUGGCACUACGGUUAGCCUAAAUAGCGCUCAGGUUAGCCUUAAUAUCACUGAUUCAACAGUGGUUGGCUCUCAAUAAUUAUAAGGGUUAACUCUUACAGACACCCUUAUAUCACACCGACUCUUACCCAUGGUGCCAUUUCGUCAGGUGUUUAAUGUAUCUGUCGGAAUUCUCUCCACUCCUCUUGCCCCAACCACCCCUCUUCCCUAGAGGUAGCAGUCUCGUCUGCUUUAAAAUUGUUUACUUUAGCCUUCCACUCGACAACGUUGUCUCAAAUAUGAUGAAAAUAUGCAUAUGAACGUGACAAGGAAACAUUCGCAUGCAGCACGUACCAGCCUAGACCCAGUCCCUCCUACUGAGAGCUAUUUAUUCAUGUUGACACAUACACAAGUUGACCACAGGUACAACAUCCAGCAGCGUUUCUCAGACUUUCGAGUGGAACAUGGCCAUUUCCACAGCCUUUGCUAAUUAGCAGCGAUCGACCAUGUUGAAAUCGAGCUAGACGUGAACGACCUCAUUUCCCUCACAGAUGACGGAAGAUUCAGACCUUUAAAUUUGGCAAGAGGAUGGAUUGAGAUUCAUUAUCUGUUGAAAUAAGUGGCUGAGAUAUAUAGGGAAAACAAGUUUGGAUUGAUUUGGAACAACACAACACAUCAGUUCGCCAGAUAAAGAAACCGAUACAAUGCAGGAAGAUAUUCCUUCUCCUCCAGCAAGUCCUCCAUUCUGUAAAGAGCAUCCAACAGAGGUCACUAAAUUCUUGUGUCAAACUUGUGGAGACAUAGUAUGUAGAAACUGUGUUGUGCGAGAACAUCACAGGAAUCACAAGUACCUCUCCAUUCAAAAGGCCAGUGAUAAGGAACGGCAAGCUAUCCAAGAAAGCCUUGACAGCACAAAGCAAAAACUAACUGGUCUUCAUGGCUCGAUUUUUUGGGUGGGAGAAAUGAAGAAGCAAGUGGAGAUGCGGGCUUCCGAAGCAGAGAGAGAAAUCAAUUAUCUAAUUGAUCAAAACAUAGCAACACUGGAGCGUAAACGUGCCCAACUGAAAAGAGAUGUUGCAGAGUUGCGUGACAAGAAAGUUCAGCAGCUUCAAACUCAGAUGGAAACCUUAACCCUUGCUCAUGAGGAAAUUAGGAGAGGUGUAGAAUACACUGAACAUGCUCUGGGUCAAAUAUCAGAUGUGGAAUUGAUUACUAUGAAAAGUCAGCUUUCUUGUCUGCCUGAUUUUAACGAAGUUGCUUUACAGUGGAAACCGUGCCGCACCAACAACUUUGGCAUAGAAGUUGACAAAUCCUUAGCCGUUGAUGCUAUUGUUGACAAGAUGGCACGUGUCAAUGAUGAAGACCAUCAAGGGGGUGAUCAGUAUGUCCUCAGCAUGCUUGGAGGAAAGAAUGGAGAGAUGUUCACUUCUAGAUGCCAACAGAGGUCCUACUUUGUUGUCAUGGCAAUGGAUGACCUGGCAAGGGCAACCAAAGUCGGGGUAAAUCUAGUGAAAGUACAGAUCAAGCCCCCUGGUGAUAAUGAGCUUCAGAAUGUCAUCAUGGGGAGUAAAACAGAUAACCACACUUUCUCCUAUUGUCCCAGUGUCAUGGGCACCCACACCAUACAGGUCUCAGUGGCAGGACAUUGCAUUACAGGGGAGCCAGUACCCUGGAAGGUGGAACCUUCAGUCUAUAUUCUCAACCCUCAAUGUGCUGUUCUUCCACCAGAGGUUGACCACCAAGACAAGGAGUCACUCACAGGAUGUUGGUUCAGUCAUGGCCGGCAUUCUUGGCAAGUUCGAAUUCUAGCACCUGACAAGUUAAGACGAUCUGCUGACCCAAAGCUCUUUGAGGUGGGUGUCACCAAUGGUCAUUGCACUUGGCGCUGGAGUGACUGCAAUAAGUACUAUCCAAAUUCGUCUGCCAUUGUAAGCACUAUCAGCAGCUGGCAGUGUGGGGACUUAUUGUUGUUUUACCUCAAUUUGGAUUUGAAACAACUUGUGAUCUACAACCAGCGUUCGCAUGAGAUAGAUACCUGGGAUGGAAUUACAGUUCCUAUUCGUCCAUACAUUAAUCCACAGUCAACUAAAAUCUUUGGAUUAAACUAAACAUUCUUUUGAGGAUUGUUAUUCAAACUGGUCGGCACCGUAGAAGCAUAAUCACAAAUGUGAAGGAUGUCACACCAACCUGACUGGUAUAAAAUAAGAAGACCUGAACUGUAGCCCAAUUACAAUCCAGAACAGCAUUUCUUGAAUCAAAGUAGAGGAGUGAAGUAUGAUAUGAUUGUGCUAAAAAUGAUCAUAUUCAGGCUGUAAAUCCCCGCCUCCCUAUCACCACCAACCAGCAGCUAAGAUAUUGUUAAGGAAACUGGAAGGAGUUCCUCGUAUGAGUCACAAAGAAAAGGCUUUGAUCCCUGUAAGAUAACUCCUGUCUUGAAUUCAAAAGCCAAGUAUUCUAAAAGCAAGGCAUUAACUACUAUUUAAAUUUAAGCAAAUAUGCAUAUUUAGGUAAGGAAAGAAGGAGUUCCUCAGUCACAAAGAAAAGACUUUAAUCCUAGUAAGACAACUCAUGUCUUGAAGUCAAUCGCCGAAUAUUUUUGAAACAUUAGGCAUUAACUAAUAUUAUUUAAAUUUAAGCAAAUAUGCAUUAGGUAAGGAAACUGCUUUUAAAAAUUAUGUCACACUGUGACAGUUAAAUAUAUGCUGUCUAUAUGCCACAA